AUGGGUACAGGGCCUAGUAAACGAGAACUUCGACAUUUCUUAAAGCGCUUUGAUCCUCAAGAACCCAAAUCCACCAACAUUUCACUUAAGGACCUUUCGUCACAACCCAUCGCUUCGCCUAAAGAAUACGUCAAUGCUCUGUUAGCGCCCUCUUAUCAUCAACUUGCAUUGACAAAAAUAGAAGGCCCAUUUGAAAAAUCAGACUGGCAAAAUGUAGCCAAUACACUCCACAAACUUCAAAAACUAGGUCUGUCUUCCAUUGUGGUACCUGACAAUCCAUCUUGGACUAGUGAAAAGUCGGCUGGAAAUGAACUUGUUAAACAAAUGUUGAGAGAAAGUAUGGCAUUGGUUGAAUCGAUUGAUCAAGCAGGCGGCCGUGCUCGAUUGAUUUAUGGUUCUGCACUUGAGCGAUCAUUGAAUGGCAAUAUUGAAAUUAACCUUGACUUUAUUUUGUCUGCAUUAAACAAUAACCAGAUCCCCAUCUUGGUACCUACUUUGACAGAACACGAUGGUCAGCUUGUACCAGUCAAGGCUAACCAAGCCCUGGUGGCAUUGACACAGCGUCUGGCUAAUCAAGCAGUAGAUCCUAAACUUGUGCCAUCUAAAAUUGUAGUCAUCAAUAAAGAAGGAGGUAUACCCAAUCAUGCAUUGCCUGGUACAGCGCACAGUCUAGUGAAUGUACAAGAAGAAUACGAAGAUAUCGAGAAAGCCUUUUCAACCCAUGAAACAUGGAAACAAAGUCAUCCCAACACCAUGCAAGACUUGACCAUGAUACGAGACUGUCUUGAUCAAUUACCGACUGCUUCCUCUGCUAUUAUUGUGCCUACUUCUUCCUUACCAUCUGCCUUAAUCACCAAUCUCGUGACAGACAAACCUCUGUAUUCUUCUUCUCUGCCUGUCACUCAUGCUGCUCAGAUCAACCAAAAAAAGACAACGGUACUACGUCAUGGUAUCAAGAUCAAUACGUUUCAUGAUCUAGGCGACUUGAACCUGAAUCGAUUAACGAGUUUAUUAGAAGCUAGUUUUCAACGCAAGGUUAAUACAGAGGCAUUCUACAGUCGACUGGAUAAAGUAUUAGCAGGAGCCAUUAUUGCAGGUGAUUAUGAAGGUGCUGUGAUCAUGACAGAUGAAAAACCUGAUCCUUCUAGUUCAAGAUCGCAUGCUUAUCUUGACAAAUUUGCGAUUGCACCUUCAAGCCAGGGGAUUGGGUUGACUGAUAUUCUAUGGAAGCGGAUGUGUGAUAAUUAUCCUGAACUACUUUGGCGAAGUCGUAAAGAUAAUGGUGUCAAUAAAUGGUAUUUUGAAAGAUCGAAUGGGUUUAUAAGACUAAAGGAUAGUAAUUGGGUCUUAUUUUGGCAUGGUGCAGAAGGUCAUAAGCAUGCUCAAGAUUACGCCAAGAUUACCAUGUCCAUUCCACCAUCAUUUAUGGCAUAG
Messenger RNA from Gilbertella persicaria, 1434 nucleotides. RefSeq lists its product as uncharacterized. The transcript has 2 exons. NCBI's taxonomy places the organism in Eukaryota, Fungi, Mucoromycota, Mucoromycetes, Mucorales, Choanephoraceae. Bases 1 to 1434 code for a protein of 477 amino acids. Gene Ontology annotation, molecular function: arginine binding; L-glutamate N-acetyltransferase activity, acting on acetyl-CoA as donor. Gene Ontology annotation, cellular component: mitochondrial matrix. The record is from RefSeq and is a predicted model, not a curated record. Gene Ontology annotation, biological process: L-arginine biosynthetic process.